Molecule: messenger RNA, 2718 nt
Organism: Herpailurus yagouaroundi (jaguarundi)
Lineage: Eukaryota; Metazoa; Chordata; Mammalia; Carnivora; Felidae
Gene: GPR15
Product: G protein-coupled receptor 15
Exons: 2
Coding region: 353-1453 (366 amino acids)
Biological process (GO): calcium-mediated signaling; immune response; positive regulation of cytosolic calcium ion concentration
Cellular component (GO): external side of plasma membrane; membrane
Molecular function (GO): C-C chemokine binding; C-C chemokine receptor activity
Source: RefSeq, a predicted model, not a curated record
GAAAAAAAGUUUAUUUGUUUUCUAAUUUCUGGAUUUAAAUAAACAAACUGAAUAUCUUGAAGACAGAAGUCAAAAAAGCACCCCCGUCUCCAGGGCAAAUGCAAAUAAAGAAAACCACAACCACAACCACCAAACACCAACCAGGGUGGUGUUCUUUCUGAGGAUUGGUAGAAACUGCGUUUUUUAAUCUCUGUUUUUAUGCUUGUCCCAAGAUCUUUUAAGGGGUGGGGUGGUGGGGGUGGUGGGGAAGAGGUAGCCACUAUAUAAAAGAAGCUGCCCUGAGAUUUUAAACUUUUAUACAAAAACUUCCUAGGUAAGGAAACUUAAUUGGAUCUGGCAGCUGACCUUAGUGAUGGACCCAGAAGCAACUGCUGUUUAUUUGGAUUAUUUCUAUGCUACAAGCCAAAAUCCUGAUAUUGAGGAGACCCACUCCCGUGUUGCUUACACAUCUGUCUUCCUUCCCAUCUUCUACGCAGUUGUGUUCCUGACGGGAGUGUUGGGGAACUUAGUCCUCAUGAGUGCAUUGCAUUUCAAACGGGGCAGCCGAAGACUGAUCGACAUCUUCAUCAUCAACCUGGCUGUGUCUGACUUCAUUUUCCUUGUCACGUUGCCUCUCUGGGUGGAUAAAGAAGCAUCUUUAGGACUGUGGAGGACAGGCUCUUUCCUGUGCAAAGGCAGCUCCUACAUGAUCUCAGUCAACAUGCACUGCAAUGUCUUCUUGCUCACCUGCAUGAGUGUUGACCGCUACCUGGCCAUCAUGCGCCCAGCCGUAUCCAGGAAAUUCAGGAGGAGAGACUGUGCAUAUGGAGUCUGUGCCAGUGUCUGGUUUAUCUCCUGUCUUUUGGGUUUGCCUACUCUUCUGUCCAGGGAGCUCACCCUGAUUGAUGAUAAGCCAUACUGUGCAGAGAGGAGCGCUACUCCAAUCAAACUGACUUGGGCCCUGGUGGCCUUAAUUUUUACCUUCUUUGUCCCUUUGGUGAGCAUUGUGACAUGCUAUUGUUGCAUCACAAGGAAGCUGUAUGCCCAUUACCAACAGUCGGGAAAACAUAACAAAAAGCUGAGGAAAUCCAUAAAGAUCAUCUUUAUUGUCGUGGCAGCCUUUGUCUUCUCCUGGCUGCCCUUCAAUACUUUCAAGUUCCUGGCCAUUGUCUCUGGGUUGCAGCAGGAAGUCUACUUUUCCUCAUCUGUUAUCCAGCUAGGCAUGGAGGUGAGUGGGCCUUUGGCAUUUGCCAACAGCUGUGUCAACCCUUUCAUUUACUAUAUCUUUGACAGUUACAUCCGCCGGGCUAUCUUGCACUGCUUGUUCCCUUGCCUGAAGAACUAUGACUUUGGGAGCAGCACUGAGACAUCAGAUAGUCACCUCCCCAAGGCUCUCUCCAACUUCAUUCAUGUGGAAAAUUCGGCCAGAAGGAGGAAGAGGCCUUUUCCUCUCUCAAGAACAAUGGUACCUUGACCCACACCGCCUUUCAUAAUGGGCUUCAAUUGGACGACAUCUAAAGGAUUCUUCCCACUUUCAUCUGGUGAGAAAUGUGUUAACAAUACAGGUAGCAAAAAAUAUACGUGUGCCCUUUAGUUAAUUAUUACUGAGUAACAAAACGAGAGUCUGGCCUUAAUCUUUAAAACUGUAUGGCGAUUCUUUACUGCCUUCCAAUGUUAUCUUUCACCCUAAGCCAUUCACGAUAACUUUGGACUGUCAAAAAAUUCAUGGGGAUAAAAUCAUUCUGUAUUGUGUUUAUGAUUUAGGACUCCCUUUAUCACCUGGUCUUCUAGAGUAUUUUAACAAGAGAGCACAGGGCAAAGUUUGACCUUUAUUUUCCUUAUAAGAUAUAUUGGUAAAAAUGUAUCUCAUUAUAAUGGCAUAGUAACUACUUUUCAAGAGGGUUUUACUAUGCUCUUUUGUUUUCAUUGACUUCAUACAUUAGGAUAUGACUUUGUUUUAAUUACAUGUUUUUAAUUACUAGUUAUUGAGUUAUCAAAUGAAAUGUAACUAAUAUAAUUGGAGGUCCUCACAUGCUUAGCUACAUCACCAUGUGUAUUAUGAUUUUACGUUUUAAUUAAAAUGUUAGUGCUACACAUUUUCUAUAGCAUCAUUUGCUUGGUGUAUAUAAUUUCAAGACUUGAUUCAGUAAUAUAGGAAGACAGUAUGCUCUGUAUUUAGCUGAAGUGAAAAAUACAAAAUGAAGAUAUUACUGAUAUUUUAUAUACAUUUUUCCAAACCCAGAGACUUUGCUGAAUUCUUUCACCCAAUAAAAAUUUAUUAAGUCUACUUGCACGUAUUUUUCUUUUAAAGACUUUGAAGUGAAAAACAUGUAAUUAGCAGCAACCACAAAAGGCUUUUGCUACAGAAAACAUACUAUUGUAAAUAUCUUUUGAUUCAAGAGAAAGUGGGUUAUGUGUUGACCCUCAGUGUUGACGCAAAUGAGUUACUAUUUUACUUCUAAAUAUUAGGUUUGAAAAUCAGAGAAAGUUUAGAAUUUUUUCAGAAACUAGGUAAUUCAAGCUCAUCCCAUGUAUCUUUCACAUUAAAAGAAAUAAAUAUUGGGCAUACCAUAAUCUAUUUAGAAGUUGAAAUACAGUGUUUUGUUUUAUAAAUUGGUUAAUUUAUUAAUUUCUCUUAACCUGUAUUAAAUAAAAAUAUAAUUUUAAGUAUUCUUCUAUGUUGUAUUAAUUUCUAUCAACACAGUUAUUAUUAAUAUUGAUAUUAUAAAAGUUUUUAAU